AUGAUGCGCACGCACGAGGAUCCGGGCGUGGAGGAUUGGGUCGCCGCGAAUAUGAAGCCCGGGUCCAAGGUUGGGAUUGAUGGGAUGACGGUCUCGAUAAAUGGAAUGAAGCGCUUUCGGUAUGCACUCGCCGCUGCGCAGGCAAACAGCUCCAUUUCGGUUGAGCCGUUGCCGAAGGAUGUGCCGAAUCUUGUCGAUCAGAUCUGGGCGUCUGCUCGUCCAGCGGCUCCUGCUAGCAAGAUCGUUGUGCACCCGGUUGAGUAUGCCGGUGUGUCGGCAAAGGAUAAGUUGAUCAACGUUCGAACAACCAUGCAGCAAAAGGGGGCGUCCAUGUUGAUUGUGUCCGCUCUGGAUGAAGUUGCCUGGCUGCUCAACCUGCGCGGUGGAGAUGUGAACUACAAUCCAGUUUUUUGGGCGUAUGUUACUAUUACAGCAUCGUCGGCGACAUUAUAUGUGAACAACACUCGCUUCGGAGAGGGAGUUGACGAGCAAUUGAAGGAGAGUGAUGUUACUGUCUCAUCAUAUGAUUCGCUACUGCCCGAUUUGUCGCAAGCAUGCUGGGAUGACACUUCUCGUGUCUGGAUGGAUCCGAACAACUGCAACUAUGCGAUCCUCGAUUGCAUCCAGAAAUGCGCACAAGGGGUGCAACUGAUCAAAAAGCAGGGUCCCAUCGCACUAGCCAAGGCGAAGAAAUGCGGAGUGGAACUGACCGGUGUCCGUUCCUCGCACAUCCGCGACGGGGUGGCACUGAGCAAGUUUCUCUGCUGGCUGGAGAACGAGGUGGCCAACCUAGGGCACGAACCGACGGAAAUAAACGCAUCGGACAAGCUGGACGGUUUGCGAUCGGAGCAGGAUUUGUUUGUGUCGCUAUCAUUCCCGACGAUUUCAAGCGCAGGGGCCAAUGGUGCAGUGGUCCAUUACCGGGCGGAGGCGGCCACAGCUGCCAAGAUCACGAAGAACGACGUCUACUUGGUAGAUUCGGGUGGACAAUUUCGUGAUGGAACGACGGACGUGACGCGGACGAUGCAUUUUGGAGUGCCAACGCCAUGGCAGAAGGAAUGCUUCACGCGCGUGCUUCAGGGCCAUAUCGCAAUCGAUCGGGCGAUUUUUCCCAAGGGAACGACGGGACAUGUGUUGGAUGCGUUUGCUCGGGAGCCGUUGUGGAAAGUGGGAAUGGAUUACAAGCACGGGACUGGGCAUGGGGUGGGCAGUCAUCUGAACGUGCACGAGGGACCGCAUGUGUUGUCGUUCAAAUCACAAGCGUUAGGCACGGCGCUCGAGCCUGGGUUUCUGACGAGUAACGAGCCUGGUUAUUACGAGGAGGGUGGGUUUGGGAUUCGGAUUGAGAACGUAUGCAUUGUGCGGGAGGCGGACGUGAAAGGGCCGCCAGGUGGGAGUGAGAAACCGUUCUACGGGAUGGAACGGGUGACGAUGACGCCGAUACAGAAGAAGAUGAUCGAUGUUGGGUUGCUAAACGAGAAGGAGAGGAGCUGGGUGGACGAGUACCACAAGGAGUGCUUUGAGAAGUUGGAACCGUUGUUGAAGGACGACGCAGAAACGUUGGCGUGGCUGAAGAAGGAGACAACCCCCCUCGUUUCAUGAGAAGUCCUUGGAAAUGUACUGUAGUCGAUGUGGCGCAAAUACGUGCAAGUGUGAGUAAAGUGCACGCGAGCACGGUGAAUAAACGCAAGCAGGGUGGGCACGCGUAAAAACGUUGCAAGAACGCAUGCAGCGCGUCUAGAGGAUGGUAUGUAAAGUGAGAUGAGGGUAAGCAGGAGGGGCACAUUUAAAGCGAGUACUGUAGGUGAUUAAAUUUGGCACUGAGGGCAAGG
Chondrus crispus (carragheen) is the source of this 1832-nucleotide messenger RNA. RefSeq lists its product as hypothetical. Lineage: Eukaryota; Rhodophyta; Florideophyceae; Gigartinales; Gigartinaceae. The record is from RefSeq and is a predicted model, not a curated record. The coding region runs from base 1 to 1602 and encodes 533 amino acids. The transcript has 2 exons. Gene Ontology annotation, molecular function: metalloaminopeptidase activity.